Messenger RNA from Dichomitus squalens LYAD-421 SS1, 243 nucleotides. RefSeq lists its product as uncharacterized. The record is from RefSeq and is a predicted model, not a curated record. The transcript has 2 exons. NCBI's taxonomy places the organism in Eukaryota, Fungi, Basidiomycota, Agaricomycetes, Polyporales, Polyporaceae. The coding region runs from base 1 to 243 and encodes 80 amino acids.
AUGCACAAGAUUGUUGCCUCGUCAAAGCCAGACCUGAAAGAAGACGGGCUGAACGACCGCACGUUGACUGAAAACACGUCCGCGGACGGGCCUGGUAUCGACGUACAAGGAGAGAGCACCGGUAGGGAACCUGCAGACGGUGAAGGAGAGCGGUUCGUCGAGCAAGAAGAAGCAGCCUGGGCCGAUGUUUCAAUCUUUGGGCAUGUCGAUGAUGGGAGAGGAGAGGAGGGGGGCGAUGACUGA